Rhopalosiphum padi (bird cherry-oat aphid) is the source of this 2384-nucleotide messenger RNA. RefSeq lists its product as uncharacterized. The record is from RefSeq and is a predicted model, not a curated record. NCBI's taxonomy places the organism in Eukaryota, Metazoa, Arthropoda, Insecta, Hemiptera, Aphididae. Bases 112 to 2301 code for a protein of 729 amino acids. The transcript is spliced from 3 exons.
ACUAAAAAUUAAAAGUUCAUAUAGUUAUAUAUAUAGAGUUAUAUGGUUAUAUAGAUCGUAUAACAUUACAUACAAUAGCUAGUUUUUAAAUAGUGAAGUAGAACGCUGAGAAUGUUUCUCGUACUUAUUUAUUGUAUUUCAUUAUCCAUCCUACAGAUCACUGGAGUUUCAGUUACAUGGAAUUCUCCUGCAAGUAGAAUAUAUUCAUCUAUAAACAGUAAAUCGGUACCAAUAUACAAUGGGCGUUUACAGCAACAGUCUUCAACAAUACAACCUUUUAGUAUAUCAGGAGGCACAUUAACAAGUCUUAAUGCAAAUCAAAAUCUGGAAAUGUCAUCUAACAGAGGUUUGGGGCUAAAUACAAAGAAGAUUCUUGUAAGACAAGACGGUCAACUUGCAGAUAAUAAUGGUGACGGAGUGUCAGAAAAUACAAUUACUAAUACUGGUUCCUCUGAAAUAAGUGGUGGAUCUUCAAAAUCUUCAACAAAUAUUCAAUAUGUUGAUAUUCCAGUUCAGGUUAAGGGACCUGAGUUAUCAAGUAUUUAUCAUGGAAUAAAUAAAAAUAGCGAAACGAGCCGUAUAAAUGACGUUAGUAAAUUGUAUGAAUCUAGUGGCAUAGAUAGAGGUUUUCAAUUAGGAAAUAUAGGCAUAUUAGAAGAAGAGGGUAGAGGGUUUAAUGGGUCGGUCGGAUCAAUGCAAUUUGGUAAACAAAAUGAGGAUAGAGCGGGUGGAGCUAGUGGAGAAGAAGGAGAAGAAGAAGAAGGUAGAGGAUUCAGUGGAUCAAAAGGAUCUAUAAGAUUUCAUAGAAAAAAUGAGAAUAGAGCAGGUGGAUCUGGUGGAGAAGAAGAAGGAGAAGAAGAAGAAGGUAGAGGAUUUAGCGGAUCAAAAGGAUCUAUAAGAGUUGGUAAACAAAAUGAUGAUAGAUUUGGUGGAAUGGGUGGGGAAGAAGGGGGUGUGGGUUUUAGUGGAUCAAAAGGAUCUAUAAGAUUCGGUGGAAAUAACGAUGGUAGAUUUGGUGGAAUGGGUGGGGAAGAAGGGGGUGUGGGUUUUAGUGGAUCAAAAGCAUCUAUAAGAUUCGGUGGAAAUAACGAUGAUAGAUUUGGAGGAUCGAGUGGGGAAGAAGGGGGUAUAGGAUUUAGUGGAUCAAAAGGAUCUAUAAGAGUUGGUAAACAAAAUGAUGAUAGAUAUAGUGGAUCGGGUGGGGACGAAGGGGGUGUGGGUUUUAGUGGAUCAAAAGGAUCUAUUAGAUUCGGUGAAAAUAACGAUGGUAGAUUUGGUGGAAUGGGUGGGGAAGAAGGGGGUGUGGGUUUUAGUGGAUCAAAAGGAUCUAUAAGAUUUGGUGGAAAUAAUGAUGGUAGAUUUGGAGGAUCGGGUGGGGAAGAAGGGGGUGUGGGUUUUAGUGGAUCAAAAGGAUCUAUAAGAUUCGGUGGAAAUAACGAUGGUAGAUUUGGUGGAAUGGGUGGGGAAGAAGGGGGUGUGGGUUUUAGUGGAUCAAAAGCAUCUAUAAGAUUCGGUGGAAAUAACGAUGAUAGAUUUGGAGGAUCGGGUGGGGAAGAAGGGGGUGUGGGUUUUAGUGGAUCAAAAGGAUCUAUAAGAUUCGGUGGAAAAAAUGAUGGUAGAUUUGGUGGAAUGGGUGGGGAUGAAGGGGGUAUAGGAUUUAGUGGAUCAAAAGGAUCUAUAAGAUUCGGUGGAAAAAAUGAUGGUAAAUUUGGAGGAUCGGGUGGGGAAGAAGGGGGUGUGGGUUUUAGUGGAUCAAAAGGAUCUAUAAGAUUCGGUGGAAAAAAUGAUGGUAGAUUUGGUGGAAUGGGUGGGGAAGAAGGGGGUAUAGGAUUUAGUGGAUCAAAAGGAUCUAUUAGAUUCGGUGGAAAAAAUGGUGGUAGAUUUGGUGGAUCUGGUGGGGAAGAAGGAGGUAUAGGUUUUAGUGGAUCAAAAUUAUCUAUAAGAAUCAGUGGUACAAAUGAUGGUAAAACUGAUCGAUCAGGUGGAGGAAACAUAAAAAUUGGCGGAGGGCGUAUAGCUCGUAAAUUGUCAAAACUUAGAGACAUUGGUAAAGUAAAUCGAGGUGGUGAAAAGAGAAAUUUUAGAGGGUCAGUUGGAGGUUUACAAUUUAGUAAUGAAAAUGGAGAUAAAGAGUCGAAUACUGUUAACAUAAAAAUGACUGGGGGAAAUUAUGGAAGUGGAAGAUUUGGUAGUAAUAUUAAAAGUAACUCAUUUAGAGGAGAUAGUGGUAUGAGUGAAGUAGGUGGUAGUAGAUCAUUUGGUGAAAGAAAUAUGUUCAGUAAAACUGGUGGAAAUUAUUAAGGUAGAACUUAAAAUUAUCAGCAAUAAUAACAAAUUGAAAUUAAAUGUUUUUUUGUAAAAUUAUAUUUAAUUUAUUCAGAAAA